Molecule: messenger RNA, 752 nt
Organism: Tremella mesenterica DSM 1558
Lineage: Eukaryota; Fungi; Basidiomycota; Tremellomycetes; Tremellales; Tremellaceae
Exons: 2
Source: RefSeq, a predicted model, not a curated record
CAUCAUCCUCCCCGUCACCACUAUCAUCAUCUCAUCAACCAACACCAUGACUACAUGCUAUAACCCCAGACACCAUCCUGGUCAGGUUAGCGGUCACCUGCGUACCCCCUUUCCCCAUACCGGUAUCUCUCCGUCCUCAUCAUCCCACCACCACCAACCCCAACUCUAUCCGUCUUUCCUCCCUCCCAAAGUCUUUCCUCCAUCGUCCUCGUCUCAUCCAAGACCUCAUCUCUAUCCAUCUCGUCGGUUACCUCACCAGGGGUCUAGAUCUCAAACUCGUCUUUGGUCCCAACGGUAUCGCCUCGGGUCUCGUCGACAACUCGUCACGUCAGAUAGCCGUCCUUGGUCGAGGAGUGGAUGGUGAGACAGGACUCAGUCACGCCCUCUACAGUCUAUUGUUUUCUCCCAUCUUGGCCAUUAUCAACGAUAGAUCCGUAUCAGGUAUGACGCGCAACCAACCCGCCGGAGUCUUGGAAAGGACUUUUUACGUCAUAGGGACGGGAAGCACAGGACGUCCAGACUGGGGUUUCAUGGUGAGGAAUCUUUGGAAUAGGAUCUAUAUCGAGAUCAAACCCACGGCGGUGCUGAGUGAUGAUUUGGUGGAAUUCGUGAUUCAUGUCAUAAAGAUGGGAAGCUUGGUGUGGAACACUGUCAGUCUACAGGUCGAGACUGGCGUAGAAUUCGAAGGGUUGGAUGUUUCAAUGUGGGAAGAUGCGAAGACUAUCUUGAAGCAGGUUUACCUUGAAUUCGCA